ACCUCAUCAAUAUUCGGAGGGGAAUUUACCCGAUUUCCUCUGACCCGUCACAAUGCUCCGCUUAUUCUCCCGCCAGAAAAACCAAGUUCUCUCACUCUCCGCCACGCGCCACCUCUUUUCUACCACCACCGCCGCCGCUUCUUCAAAUCUCUAUUCAAAAUAUUCCUUCGUACCCCCGCCGUCCCUUAAACCCCAAAGCCCUAGUUCCACUCAGUCACCACCCAAGAAGCAGCCCAAACCCCGGUACCGUCCGCCGUCGUCACUGGACCGGACUGGUGAGAAACCGCUUCAAUCCAAAUUGCCCUUCGACUUCCGCUUCAGUUACACUGAGAGCAGUACGGAUGUGCGGCCCAUUGGGCUUCGCGAGCCCAAGUACUCACCUUUUGGGCCUGGGAAGUUGGAUAGAGUGUGGACUGGAGUGUGUGCACCUGUGGUUGACCCAAAAGUGGGGUCACCGGAAGAUGAGAAAACGGUGGAAGAGAAGAGAAGAGUGGCGAGAGAGAGAAUUCAAGGAGAGCCUUUAACGAAUGCGGAGAGGAAAGCUCUUGUGGAAAGGUGCCAGAGGCAUAAAACCAAGCGGCAAGUCAAUUUGGGACGAGAUGGUUUAACACAUAACAUGUUGAAUGAUAUUCAUAAUAACUGGAAACAUUCUGAAGCUGUAAGAAUAAAAUGUAUGGGCGUUCCUACAGUUGAUAUGAAGAAUGUUUGCACUCAGUUGGAGGAUAAGACAUUUGGUAAAAUCAUCCACAGACAUGGUGGUUUACUUGUGCUCUAUAGAGGAAGGAAUUAUCAUCCCAAGAAGAGGCCUGUUAUCCCCUUAAUGCUCUGGAAGCCCCACGAGCCUGUAUAUCCUAGGCUUAUAAAAACUACUAUCGAUGGCUUGAGUAUCGAGGAAACUAAAGAGAUGAGAAAAAGAGGAUUAGCUGUUCCUGCAUUAACAAAACUAGCCAAAAAUGGUUACUAUGGCAGUCUUGUACCGAUGGUACGAGAUGCUUUUCUCACUGAGGAGCUGGUUCGGAUUGAUUGUAAAGGCCUUCAAAAGAGUGAUUACAAGAAAAUAGGCUGCAAACUGAGGGAUUUGGUUCCUUGUAUACUCGUGACAUUUGAUAAAGAGCAGAUUGUGGUAUGGAGGGAUCAAAACUACAAGCCUUCUGAGGAUGGGUUCUUCCUUACAGAAAGAGAACCAUUUGAUCAUUCUGGUAAUGAUUUGGAUGAUCAUGAGGUUGAAAACCUAAACGGAGAAGGAAUUACAGGCAACAGUGAUUAUUAUUCUGGCGACAGUGAUUAGAUCAUUUUUUGAUAAAUAUUUUUGGGCUUCAAGCGGUUAUAGUUAUUGCAAGUCAAGCGGAGGGAAAAAUAACAAUACACAAUACGUCGACCAAAUACAAGAAAACAGUUGCACAGGUUGUGGAAGAAUGAAGAUAGCUGU
Solanum stenotomum is the source of this 1429-nucleotide messenger RNA. RefSeq names its product CRS2-associated factor 1, mitochondrial. Gene Ontology annotation, molecular function: RNA binding. The transcript is spliced from 6 exons. Gene Ontology annotation, biological process: Group II intron splicing. The record is from RefSeq and is a predicted model, not a curated record. The coding region runs from base 53 to 1288 and encodes 411 amino acids. NCBI's taxonomy places the organism in Eukaryota, Viridiplantae, Streptophyta, Magnoliopsida, Solanales, Solanaceae.